CUGUAUUUUGUCCGCCCCUGGCCUCUGUGGAUGGCCGCACUGACGUUGGGGGGUGGGGGGCACAAAUCUCCUUUGUUAUCACAGAAAGAAAAGCGUUUCGGGAGAAGGCUAUUCAGGCCAGUGGUUAUUCACCUGGGAUAUUAGCAGGACCCCCCCCUCCCAUCAGAGGGGCGGUCCUGAGCAAAGCAGGGGUAUUUCAUUAGGCCUACAGGGAUCUAGUUGAAUGUGCUAACAGCGAGAUUUCGGGGUGCUAGGAUGCAAGGUUGACAGGUUAACAGCACUAUCCUGAGGUAUCCUUAUAUGUGUUUAUCGAUUUACUGUCUCUUCCUUGCUAGGGUUCUGCAGGCCCCCACUUUACCUAUGCCCUUCACCCCUAGAAAUAGAGGGAUGCAGAGAUAGCAGGGCAGCAGGCACUGGCCCUGGUUUUUCAAUUUUCCGGUCUGGCUAGGGGAGAAACCAGAAGCUAGUCCUCUGCUUCCCAGUUACUUUCGUUUUUUCUUCCCCUUCUUUCUUUUCCUCUCUGGUGCUCAAAUGGAAAGCACCAGGGGAUCCCCCAGUGGCAGCCCUCAGCUCUUGGCAGGCCAAAUUCUCUGUGGAUGUGGUCCUCACUGCAGGAGAUCUCUUCUGUGAUUAUCUAAUAAUAGCCAUAGUGGCUGAUAAUAGAAUCUGGCAAAAGAACUCUGCAAACCUAGUGCUGAGGCUGGGCAGAAACAGGAUCAGGGCCUGGCAACUUUUCCCAGAGCCCAGGGCCCCAGCAUCCCGUUCUCCUCUGAACCCACCCUUUGGGCACCCUCAGGCCUGCCCCUUCUGGGGCUUUGUUAGUUCAGCAAUCACAUCCUCUGUGUUACAUUCAGGGUUCCUAGCUAAGGAGAAAUGGGCAGAGCAAACACUUUCUCUCCUUGGUCUGUCAGUUGUGAUCCCCACGGAGAAUGCGACCUUGUUUGGAGAAGGCAACCUUGUUUGGUUGAAUGUUGUGUUCUGAAACCAGCCGUGGUGACUUUAUGCAUUUAGUAUAUACAGGCUCAAAUGUACAGACUCAGACUUAUGCAUGAAUAUAUGCAGUCUCAUAUUUCCUUGGUGGUUAAUUGUAUAUUACCAUGCCUAUAUUCGCUCAAACUCCGUUUUAUGUGCGUGCAAAAUUUUGUUAGCCCCCACUAGAUGAGAGUGGGCUCAUGGAAGCAUCUGGUGUACCAAAGAGGCCCUCUCUGCUGUUUUGCUGGAAAUAUGUGUGCUCUGGAAUCGGAGUAUGCGGGUCCAGUAACCAACGGAUGCUACAGGAGCUUUCUCAGACUUUACUGCUUUUGCUGUCUGUGCAGCUGGACUGGGGAAAUACUAAAUCCCUUCUGUUUUCCUUCCUCACCUUCCCGCAUACUCCUCCAAUUGACAGACUUUGUUACAAGGGAACCCAGUCAUCUUGAAAGUGAGGUCUCUGGGGCGUUUUGUGGGGGUAUUGUGGGCCUCUGAGCAGUUCCCAGCAGUCAGAACUGGAGUCUAGCUGCCAGAAGCCUCAUUGGGGCGGUGAAGGGAUUGGAGUAGUUAAUGAGGUGACUCGGGGCAGUGGUCUGGGGUGACUGCCAACCAGACCAGGGUGCUUGGAGAGGCUGGUGUAGAAGGCUAACCAGAAGGGUUAGGGGUUCUGUGACCAUCUCUCCCUCCCUCUGCUUAUUCUGUCCACUCACCCCACCACCCUACCCCAGAUUUGACUGUGUAAGGGGCCCAAUUAAGAGUUAAGGUCCCCUGUCUAUGCAGAUCUGGUUAUUGGUGGGAUUGCACUUUAAUCCUGACUGCAGCCUGGACCAAAGCAAAGCCAGGCUAAGAAAGAAGGCCGAUGGAGACUUUCAGGAGUGGAAACUGGGCCCUGCCGCCUUCGGGCCUGGAGCACUCAGCAUGGGCCGCUACUGGGAAUUAAUCUGCCUCCUUUCCAGCCUUUCCAGCUUCUGGGGCCACGAAAAGACAAGGGCAGAGGGAAAUAAAAAUGUCAGUAGAAAGCCCUAUAAAAGAAAGUAAGAACAGGAGCAGGGCUGGAGGGGUUUUCUGCUACUCCCAAGGCACUCAGGUUCCUCCCAAGAAUCUCCUGUCUAGACUUGCUGUGCCGGAGGCCCACAGCAGCUAUUUUUCCACCUUCCUUCCACACUUACUGCAGGCGGACUCAGGCUUUUGAGCCUUGGCCACCUGGGGCGCUGGGGUGACAUUACCCCAGGACCGUGCCCCUCACCCAGCCCAUGUCCUCUGCCACGGCGCUGCAGCCGCCCCUGUUUAUUGUGUCUGUGAGUUGUUUACUUGUUUUGUCUGCUGCCACCCUGCGUCAGAAACCCGCCAAACCAGCAGAUUCGCCUAGAAGAACAAAGUGCAGCACUAACCCAAACUCCCUCCCCUUUCCAACACCCUUCUCCCACCCUAACACUCUCCCUCAUCCUGCCUUUCGGAGGGGAGGAAGCAGAAAUUGUUCUAAAAUAGGGCAGCUGUUUAAAGGGUCAGGGAAUUAUGGGGACACCAUAAACCUCCGGGUGUCCUGGUGGCAGAGACUCACAAGCAGCCCUUCUUUUGCCUCCAGCUAGCAUUUCUUCCUUCCCCCUGGUAACCUCUUGGCUAGGGGGGGCACAGUCAUUAAGAAAGUUGGGCUCCCCUCGCUGCACUCCUCCAUUCUUUUCUGCAGGAGUUUCCCUGAGACACAGGUUGUUGGGUUUUUAAAUCAGGGUAAUGUUGGUAGAUUUGUAAAGCUAGACAAAGCAUAUCAUUUUUCCCACUUCGUUCUCCUCAGCCCCCCAAAAUAGCAGUGAAUUUAAGCAAAUCCUACAAAAUUAAAUUGCCCCUUUGCUAAAGAUCCUAUAAAUCUCCAAUCCCGCCAGGUGUAGAGUAGGAGAGGCUGCUGUUCGCCUUUAAUUUUGCUCCUGGCUAUCAAAUCUAAAAGAGUAUCAUGGAAGUAAGUAAUAUUCUUGUUUCUGAAAUUAAUCCCCCUCCUCAUCUCUCUCCCUCUUUUCACCAACGCAUAUUAAAUGGUUCUUUCAAACUGCAAACAAUAAAGGAUAAAAUUAUUUAUAGGGAAAAGAGGGUGAUGUUUUAUUGUUGGCUUAUUGUUCCAGAACAUAAUAAUAUUUUAUUUUCAAGCAGGAGAAGUUAGACCAGGGAAUAAGAGGAGGAAAGGAAGAAAAGUGAGGGGAGAUUGGGCACCCACACAUAAAAAUCCUGUUGUACAUAACUUUUAUGACAUUUACAAUUUCCACAUGACAAUUCACUGUGAUGUCAUAAGUGCCUAGUUCUUGAAUUUUGCAACUCUCAUAAACCUCCAAAAUGGGUCAAAGCAAAGCUUGGAUGUUGAGAGGCAUAAGAGAAACCAGAAGUUGGGGCUCCUUUGAGCUGGCGCAGAGCAGCACACCCCCUAUUGCCCCUCCCUCUUUGUCUGACACCCUCUUGAGGCCCUAAGAUAUUCUGAAUAUUCAGGAUUUAAAUUUUUAUUCCUGGGCCGAGCUGGGACACUUGCUUUGCCCUCCUGAAAUGUCCCUAAGCAUCUGAGCUCCCUCCCCAUUCCCAAUGGGACUGAGAUGCUAAGUCCCCCAAGCCCCUUCCUCAGCUGAUAUUCAGCUGCUUAUGAUAAAGGUGAGAGGCUUGAGGGCCAGGCCCCAAAAAGCCAGAAAUGAUUUUUUCCAGAUGGAACCGGAAGGGGGCUCAGAACUGAGUGUGAUAGGGCAGAGAUGUUUGGGACCUAUUUUAGUUUCUAACUAUAAGCCAGAAAAGUAAGUUGAAAGGCCAGACAAACACCAGUGUGUGUGUGUGGGGGGGGGCUUAUCUGCUGAUGGCAGCAGCAGCAAGUGGGGUGCCAAUAAAGAAAGGCCAGGCAGAAAUAUGGAAAGAGAGAGGGAGGAAAGGAAAUAUGACUUAAGUUAGCAGAGCCCCUCCAUACACCUUUCUUCUCUGUUGAAUUACAAUAAAGCAAAAACAGCUCAGGCAGUCUAAGUCCUCAGAAGAGUAGUCACCAACACAGGCCUCGGCGGUGUUUGAGGCGGUUCUCAGAAGCUUGACAUGCCUCAUCUGGACCCUUCCCCCACUCCCUGCUGACCCCCAACUCCCUUUAGCUGGCCAGCUUGAACCCUAUUCCUAGAAUAUCAGCACCUACAAAUGGGAUCCAUUUCCAGGUUGGGUGUGUCGAAUUUCAUUUUUCUCCAAGAGCCUCCAAGCCUGAACUUACAAAGGAGAGUGUUCCUUUUUGGAAUGCAGUGUGUGUAUGGAGGGGCUAUGUGCUCAGAAAACUACAAUAUCUAUGAGAAACUGGGAACACCUUGGAUGAGUUUGCUUUGGUGUCCCCUAAGAGACCAGUCUCCUCCUUCAGGUUCUCUGACAGAUUUGGAAGCUCUCUUUGCAAUGCUUUUAUUCAGGGUUCUACGGAGAUCAAAGGAGCUUGCACACCAAACAUUAAGCAUUUGAGUAGGGUUUAUUUUUUAAAUUUUUAAAUAAAAAAAAUCUAAUCACAUGCUACUGGGGCCAGCUGAGCAGUCACUCCAGAACAGCAAAGCCUUAACCAAAUAGUUUGAUUGUGAGGUGAGCUGAGCAAUUGUUGAAACGGCUUUCUCUGUAAGAGGGAUUUCAGCCCUCGCCCAGUGGCACAAAAGGGGCCGGCGGGGCAACCGCUCUUCUCUGGCUCUGGAAAACUAGAAUUAGGAGUGGUGGAAGAGUAGGGUCUGGCAGCUGUAGUAGCUUCCAGGCAGCCAAGCACCCAGGCCAAGGGAGUGCUGAGUCCUGUGGCUCCAGUGUUGGGGUCCUUGAGCAGCUUUCGGAGGCACCAAGCUCUAAUUGGUGGUGCUGGCAGCCAGAAAUGGGCUGUGUUGUAUCUGUGUAUGAGUGUGGGUGAGUCACAAACAUCCUGACAUAGCUGGGGGAUCUGGGGAGAGAGAGAGGAGCCCUGCAGAACACAAACUAAGGAGGACCUUUGGAAAAGAUUCUCCCCAAAUAAAAAUUCCAGAUCUCAUCGUGUUCAUUUCACGUGUCCCUCCACCAGAAAUUAAUCUAUUUCCCAGAGUACAGUGGACAGAAAAGGCAGGCAGAGCAAGGCCUGCCCAUGAACCUCUUUAGGCCCUGGGUGGGGGCAGUCCCACCACUCUUUCCCCAGUUCCAUCAAGGGAGCUACCAGCCUUUCCCUGGCCUACAGUGGGACAGGGCUCAAAUAGGAGUGACUUAAGGCACCCUAGGAAACCCCCAAAUGCCCAGCUCCAAGGUGACCCUUAGCCUUGGGUAGUCCAGGCCGGUGACUGCACCCCACUCAGGCCCAAGGCGCCAGCAGUAAAUUCCUCUCCUAUAAUUAGUACUCACCGAAAGCAUGUGUUUUGGAUUGGGGAGGGGGAAGACUGGAGCAUGAAGUGCCAACUUUCCCCCUUCAUUCCUUUUCUGCCUUUUUGAAUUCUGUCUUUGAAUCCACUAAUUAUAGCUCUGAGAGCAAAAAAACUGCUUUUGACACCAAGCCCCUUCUGAAUAGCUAAUUCUAAAAGCUGAGGGGCCGGAGAAGCUCCUAAACCUGCCGGUCUAAUGGGAGGUGUUCUCUGAUUUCUCUAGGCUUGUUUUAUAGAAACAAAGAAUGAGUUUGCUCGCUCCCUCCUUCCCAAGACUUGUGCAUAUUUACAGAGCUCAACUGCAGUUUUAAUAAAACAUCUGUUCUUGCUUCUGCUGAUGAGUUUCCAUAAUUGUUUUCAGACAAAUUUAACAGGAAAAUAUAAAUAUAUUUAGAAAAAUCCAAGCUCCAGUUUCUUCCCCUCCAGAUAGCCAUGCUUUUGCCAAAAAAUAAAAUUAACAUGAAAUGGGAAAAGGAAAAUAUAAUCCAAUGUAGGGAAGAUCGAGCUAAUCUGACCUACUCUACCCCCUUGGAGCGAAUCCUUCCAGCAAUUUUCAGCUGCAUAAUUAAAGAUCUAACUGAAAGAAGGAGGCUUCUUUUCUCAGAAUCGGAAGGUGAUGGAGGAAUAAACUGUGUUGGAAAUUAUUUUUGCCUCCAGUCUUUAAGCAGUGGGGGAAUGUAUUUGUAUUUCUGCUUCCCUUUUUCUCCCCCCUCCAGCAUUUCUGCCUUUUUUUUUUCCCCAGCAGCUGGUUUCUGUUCAUUAUAAAUCCGCGAGACCUUUCAGUCUCUGCCCUCUGUUUAGGGAUGUAAUAAAACACUUAACUUUCAGGGCCUGAGACUUACUUUCUGUUCCUCAGAUCACCACCCCCCAAGCCCACCGACUUUAGGCCCCAAAAGAGAAUCUCCCCAAUUUUGGGGUCCCUUUCCUCUCCAGAACUGCUUAAGGAGAGGCUCAAGGAAACUUAAGCAUCUUUGCUGGGGGGCUGUAGCAGUGCUUCCCCAAGAAGCCCCUUCUUUCUUUCCAGCUCCCUCCCUCCCACCCAUCCAUACAAGAGGUCUUAAAAUACAUAGAAAAAUCAACACUCAUUGAAAGCGAAACCUCAUUAAGACAUCCUAUCUUCCAUCAUUCAAUUUGUUGUACAUUGCAACAAUUUAAUAUCUUGAAGGAAAUAUCACUGACAUGAUUUAUCCCUCUAACAAUCUUGCUUUGAAAUUGGGGGGGGGGAUUUACUCUUUCUUCCAGCCUCUUCUACUUGUUACACCGCUACCCUCAGGGCAGAAAGGAGGCUGGCAAAUCUGAAAGAGGCUACUUGCAUCCAGGGGUGCUGACUUGUUUCCUAUUCCAGCUCUAGGGUACCCCCUCCCCUUGUUCUCUCUCCUCCCUACCUCUUGCCCUCCAGGGAAAUUGGAGCCCCAGCCAGCUGUUGGAAACCUCUGCCCAGGCAUGCCAUGAAUUUGAGGACAGCUGGAUUCAAGGAAAAAAAAAAAAGUAACUCACACUCGUGUCUAUGUGUACCUGCCAUAUCACCCCACAAUGAGAUAACUUCCUCUUAAAAUUCCUUUCUUAAUGUGAGCAUCCUCCUCUAUCCUUUCACCUUCCUCUCCUUGGGAAGAAGAAAGUGUAGUCUAAAGGGAGAAACCUCUAUAAUUAUGGGGAUCUUUCCCCUACCCACCCUUCUAAAUGCCAACCAAUUUCCUUCCUUUCUGAAGGAUGGGGUCUGGAUAUUUUUUACAGCCAACACAAAUCGUCUUGUAGGAAGACUCUUCAACCCCCUAACGAGGUUCAUGUAUUAACUAACAUGUUGUCUGCACCAGCUCCUAUACACUGUCUGCUUUUGGGUUUGAAACUUUAUUUUUCCCCCCUAGCGACACUCCAGGGAAACCUUAGCGUUACAGAAGAUGAAUAAAUGAGUUUUUUUUCCCAGCGUAGUCCCGUUUAUGGCUUUAUUGCUACCCAUUGAUUACUUCGCUUUGUUACACAGAAGGAAAAGAUCAUAAAAUCCGGCGACAUCCGGGUUCUUGUUAUAGCCAGUUACCGCCCCCCCCAAAAAAAAAAAAGUGAGGGGGAAAAUAUAAGCUUUCACUGAUUCCUGCAUACGCCCACCACCCACUUUUUUGUCAACUGAAAGCAAUUUUAGCCUAUGUCGCGAUAUCAAAUUAGGUUUGAAUUAAAAAGGGGCAAACCCCCUUCUGCACACCUUCGUAGUUUCAGUUUGCCAACUGCGGCUGUCUCAAGCCUCUGACCCAGCUGCAUUUUUUCUAACCAUCUCUUUCUUCCUCUCAGCUCCAAGUUUUGGGGAGAAAAAGGAGGGAAAGCCUGCUGAGAGUCUGGGGUGACUGGCACUUGGGAAAGAGUUCCCCAGGACCUCUUUGCUAGAAUCCUCAGGCAUCAGAACUCAGGUCCAGGGGCGCCUCCCGUGGCAGGGCAGUGAAUCCGAAGCGGGUAGGGGUUUCUGACUUGUGCAGGGGCUUGAGCUUCAAGAAGCUAACUGUUCAUCAGAGCCCCACCAGUCUUCUCUCCUCUUCCAGACUGGAUCCUGUGUGAAUUACCCCACCGGCCCUCGCUGGCUUCAAAUCAUAAAUUCUCACCAACAUAAACAGGAGUUGAUGUCUCUAGAAAGAAGACUCGGGAGUUUUCUUUCUUCUCUUCCCUUCUCUCAUCUCUCCCACUUUUUAACUUCUUUAUCUCCUUUUCCUAUUGUAUUUUUAUACAUUUUCCCUUUUAAGCAAAAAAUGUUGCUAGUAUUUCCUCAGAAAGGGUCCUGUGGAGGAGGCAGAAGGGGGAUAGGAGACAGAGGAGAACAGAUGCGUGCUUCCUUUGCCAACUUAAGCUCAGUCACUGUACCCUGCAAUCUCAGUCUCACCUCUUUAAACCUAAUUGCUCCCCACAUUCCUCUAACCCAAGACUCUCAGCCACUCUCUCUUUCCUCUGGGAACCAUGUUUUAUGAAAUCCCUUUUUCCUUUUGAUUUUUUAAAAUUAUUGGACAAAAAUAUAGCAGUUUAGUGAUGGAGACUCACCCCAUGGAGUGUCAACCAAGAUUUCUUGUAGGAUUUCUGAGAGCCUUCUCUGAGCUGGGAGGGAAUUCCUCCCAUGAAGAAAACAGAAUGUAAUUUUAGAAGGGGGAAGAUAUAAAAGAUGAAAUCAGGUUGAAAAUACAGAGAUUUCUCUGGCCCAGGCUCUGGCCACAGCAGAGCAAAGUUAUCUGGGUCUGAGAGAUUUCCUGGGAGUACAUCUCUCCUUCCCUGGGUCCUAAGGUCCUGUUUAUGAAAAUGCACCCCCUGCUUCACCCCCAAACCAGUUCUCCACAUAAAUAUUUUUUAAAAAAGAAAUCCAAGUCUUACUUUCAAAUCACACACUUAGUCUCAACUAGGGAAUCAACAGAAGCAGAAGCGAUUUUUUUCCCCCUUCUUGACAUCUGGCUUGCGAUUGGCUGGAAGGGGGUCAGCUGACUUUGUCAUUUUGUCUGUCCUGGAUUGGAGCCGUCCCUAUAACCAUCUAGUUCCGAGUACAAACUGGAGACAGAAAUAAAUAUUAAAGAAAUCAUAGCCCGACCAGGUAAAGGCAAAGGGAUGAAUUCCUACUUCACUAACCCUUCCUUAUCCUGCCACCUCGCCGGGGGCCAGGACGUCCUCCCUAACGUCGCCCUCAAUUCCACCGCCUAUGAUCCAGUGAGGCAUUUCUCGACCUAUGGAGCAGCCGUUGCCCAGAACCGGAUCUACUCGACUCCCUUUUAUUCGCCACAGGAGAAUGUCGUGUUCAGUUCCAGCCGGGGGCCGUAUGACUAUGGAUCUAAUUCCUUUUACCAGGAGAAAGACAUGCUCUCAAACUGCAGACAAAACACCUUAGGACAUAACACACAGACCUCAAUCGCUCAGGAUUUUAGUUCUGAGCAGGGCAGGACUGCGCCCCAGGACCAGAAAGCCAGUAUCCAGAUUUACCCCUGGAUGCAGCGAAUGAAUUCGCACAGUGGGGUCGGCUAUGGAGCAGACCGGAGGCGCGGCCGCCAGAUCUACUCGCGGUACCAGACCCUGGAACUGGAGAAGGAAUUUCACUUCAACCGCUACCUAACACGGCGCCGGCGCAUCGAGAUCGCCAAUGCGCUCUGCCUGACCGAGCGGCAGAUCAAAAUCUGGUUCCAGAAUCGCAGGAUGAAGUGGAAAAAAGAAUCUAAUCUCACGUCCACGCUCUCAGGGGGCGGCGGAGGGGCCGCAGCUGACAGCCUGGGCGGAAAAGAGGAAAAGCGGGAAGAGACAGAAGAGGAGAAGCAGAAAGAGUGACCAGGACUGUCCUUGCCACCCCUCUCUUUCCUUCUCCCUUUGCUCACCCCAACUCUCCCCUAAUCACACACUCUGUAUUUAUCACUGGCACAAUUGAUGUGUUUUGACUCUCUAAAGCAAAAUUAGGGAGUCAAACGUGGACCUGAAAGUCAGUCUGGACCCCCUCCCUCACCGCACAACUCUUCACCAUUGGCCUCCUCCUCCUAGCUCCCUCGCUAGCUCCUUCUCGGCUUGUCUGCAGGCCCCUUUCCCCGCCCAGGCCUUGGGGGCUCUCAGCCCUGAGCCUUGCUUCGGACUCCACAGAUCUCCCUCCACAUGAGGACUUGACUCCCCCCACCAGCCGCUUGACGUCCCCCACCCCCGCCCCCGCGCCCAGAGCGGGCUCGCGGGCCUGGGGCCUCCGUUCCCGGGCCUUAGGGCCCGGCCUGGCAGCCCGGGAGAGCCGGAGGCCCAAGGAGGGCGCGCCUGGGCCCCACAGCAACCCCCAGGGCCUCCCCGCAAUCCCUGUCCGGCCCCUCUGCCCCAGCAAAUGCCCAGCCCAGGCAAAUUGUAUUUAAAUAUUCCUGGGGGUCAUUAUGGCAUAUUACAAACUGUGACCGUUUCUGUGUGAAUAUUUUUAGCUGUAUUUGUGGUCUCUGUAUUUAUAUUUAUGUUUAGAACCCUCAGUGUUCCGAUCUCAUUUAAAAAAAAAAAAAGGAGAAAAAGAGGGAAAAUUACAAAAAAAGAAAAAAAGUGAAUGACAUUUGUUUAGCCAGUAGGAGAAAAUAAAUAAAUAAAUCCCCUCGUGUUACCCUCCUGUAUAAAUCCGACCUCUGGAUCCGUUCUCGAAUAUUUAAUAAAACAUAUUAUUUUUAAAAGUUUA
Marmota monax (woodchuck) is the source of this 10461-nucleotide messenger RNA. RefSeq names its product homeobox C6 (gene Hoxc6). Gene Ontology annotation, biological process: anterior/posterior pattern specification; regulation of transcription by RNA polymerase II. Gene Ontology annotation, molecular function: RNA polymerase II cis-regulatory region sequence-specific DNA binding; DNA-binding transcription factor activity, RNA polymerase II-specific. Bases 8892 to 9599 code for a protein of 235 amino acids. The record is from RefSeq and is a predicted model, not a curated record. NCBI's taxonomy places the organism in Eukaryota, Metazoa, Chordata, Mammalia, Rodentia, Sciuridae. Gene Ontology annotation, cellular component: nucleus. The transcript has 2 exons.